This is a messenger RNA of Misgurnus anguillicaudatus (oriental weatherfish), 2852 nucleotides long. Lineage: Eukaryota; Metazoa; Chordata; Actinopteri; Cypriniformes; Cobitidae. The record is from RefSeq and is a predicted model, not a curated record.
GCCUGAGGUAAAUGGGUAUUGGUGCAAAGAAAUAAUAAAAAAAAGUGAAUUUAGAGCUAACGGCACUCGCUUUCAUUUAUCAGUUCAGUUAGGUUAAAAAAACAUCCUACAGCAUGUAUAAUAGAGUAAAUAGGCGUCUUCAACAAGCGCUGACGGGUAAAGAUCUGGGCGUGAGUUACAGGUAUGAGAUCAUUGCAACAUCGCUGUUCCUCUCAACAGAGGUGCAACGGUGUUUGCGUGUUAAGAGUUUAAAAUGAAUCAUGUUUCUCUCUUCUGGAGUGUAUAACCAUACGGAUAUCGUCACAAAAUAGUUUUCUGGUUGACGUCUGGAUAACGUUACCUCUCAAACAAUUAAACCACAGCAGAUCGUAGACACUGAGUGUUGAUAUGGUUUCUCCUUAUGGCCAUAAACAGAUAAUGGACCAUGUUAAGUGAAAUUCAAAAAAUGGCACCGCCACCACCUCCGCCGCCUCCUCCACCACCACCUCCUCCUCCGCCACCCCCUCCUCCUCCUCCACCACCCCCUGACGUCUUCCCUGAUGGAGGCCAACUAACCAGAGGUCCGGCAAGGGCCUCCAAAAUGCGUAACUUUAAUUGGGAGGCCAUACCUAAGGACACCGUGCUUGGCAAACAUAACAUAUGGACAUCCGAGAAGAACAAAGAUUUUGACGUGGACACCAAACGUAUGGAGGAGCUCUUCAGCCGCAAUGAUCAGAAUCAGAUCCAGGCCACAAAACGGCGUAGUAUACGGCAAUCCCCGACCAACGGCACAGGACCUGAAGUGGUGUACAUUCUCAACCCCAAGAAGAACAUGAAUAUUGGUAUUUUCCUCAAGCAGUUUAAAAGGUCAGUGAAUGAAAUGAUUGACGACAUCAUUAACUGUAAAAGAGAAGGAUUUGGUUCUGGAAAACUAAAGGAGUUAUGCAAACUGCUGCCAGAAGAUGUAGAGGUGCGGAAACUUCUUGAUUUUAAAGGAGACUAUUCGACUCUGUCUGAGGCAGAUCGGUUCAUGGUUCAACUUGUCAAGGUCCCAUGCUAUGAGGAACGAUUAAACUGUUUAGUCCUCAAAGAGGAAUUCCCACAUUUCAUGGAAGAGGUGAAUCGUUCAAUUGAAAUCAUGACUGCUGCUGGAAAAGAGCUGUUGGAUUGCACUGAUCUACAUUCGGUCAUCCGACUGGUCUUAAAAACAGGAAACCACAUGAACUCUGGAGGGUAUGCCGGCAGUGCCGUGGGAUUUCGUAUGACCUCUCUUCUGAAAUUAGCUGAUACUAAAGCCAACAAGCCUGGGAUGAAUCUCAUGCACUAUGUUGUUAUGCAAGCCCAGAAUAUAGACGCAUCAUUGCUGAAAUUCCCAGAACAGCUUGGGCACAUUGGUGAUGCAGCACGGAUACAUAAACAGGAAAUAGAGGCUGAAUUCCAAAAGGAAGUGAGUAAAGUCCAGGUGUCAAAACAAAACGCUGAAAAACAGCCAGAUCUGGCAGAACAGAUGAGGGAUUUUCUGCAGGAUGCAGAUAUUAAAUUACAGGAGACUGAGGCCUCCUUCAAGAAUCUUGCUUCUGUGAGUGACUCUGUGGCAGAGUAUUUCUGUGAGGAUCCAUCUCAGUUUAAACUAGAAGAGUGUUGCUCCAUAUUCUUCUCCUUCUGUGAAAAGUUCAAAAGAGCAGUUCAGGAGAAUCUCGAAAGAGAGAAGGUGGAGGUGAAGCGCAGGCAAAGAGAGCGUACCCAGUGUGCUACCAAACGACGCUCAACUGCCACCUGCUCCAUGCUGGAUAAAGACAUUGAGGGAGUUGCGCUGGAGUCCAUCCUGCAGGGGUUUCUCAACCAGCAGGGACCCCGCCGCCGAACUGGGAACAUUUCGCCCGCUCGGAGCAGUCUUGCCGAAAUCACCUCGUUGGAGAACUGCUCCCCCACAAACAGAGACGUCAAGAGGAAUAGUUGGAUCAAAAAUUCUUUUCAGUCCCCCUUGGCCGCCAAAGAAGAGACACCCAAGCAACCAGAGAUCAGAAGGUCUGGCCGUCUGUGGAAAAGGGACGCUAGUUUGAGAGUUUCGGUGACCAUGGAACAGGACGAAGAAAAUGUCCAGACAGAAGAAGAGGUGAAGAAUAUGAGAGAGGUGUCACGCAAAGUUUUGCAAUACCAAUCUAGUCGGGGUAGCAUUUCUUCUGCUGAGACACUUUCGCCGGUCCAUUCACCAAGGCAAACGGUUUUCCAUGAAGAAGGCAAACCGUUGCUGAUAAUGUCUGUUGAAGAAAACACUUCUAAAUCGAGUAAUAACCCUGUACCUCUGCUGCAGAACAUCCAGAACAUCGGCCGCAGGCACACUAUUGCGUUACCGGAGGCUAGUUGUGGGAAUAUCAGUAUGGAGGACAUAUUUGUUCCCUGCAGAUUAAGCGGAACGCCGGCUCCACCUAUUGGUAGUAUUGGUAAAAUGAAGUCUGUGGAUUGUGGUUUGCUCACCACACAGCAAUGCUCUCCAGAAACGGUUAAAGAGUCCAUAGAGAAGCUACUUAAUUCUCAAGAGGAAUCACAGUCAUCACAAUCUACUCAUUUAUUGGAGUCACAGUCUGCUGAUAAAUCACAAUCUAUUGAAUUGUCUCAAUCAACUGAAUCAGAUGCAAAGAUAGAGGAGACAGAGCGUAGUUUGCCGGCUGACGGCGGAAAGAAGCCGAACGACCAAACCGUACCAUCCAGAAACACUAAAGAGACCUUUAGUUUUAUGUCUUUGUUUAAGCGAUGGCGUGAAAAAGACAAAACAAUUGGUAAAGAGCUUAGAGAGUUUGAUUCUGAUAGCGUGGACCCAUGAAGUUACAUUUUGAUGUUGUCUUUGUGGAAGUAUAAAGCUUGGUGCUUUA